GAGUUGAGAGACAGAGGCACCCCGGACAGAGACGUGAAGCUCUGAAUAUCAAAAUGACAGAAAAGGCCCCAGAGCCACACGUGGAGGAGGAGGAGGAUGACCUGGAUGGCAAGCUCAAUUACAAGCCUCCACCUCAGAAGUCCCUUAAAGAGCUGCAGGAGAUGGAUAAAGAUGAUGAAAGUCUUACUAAAUACAAGAAAACACUGCUGGGGGAUGGCCCUGUGGUAGCAGACCCCACAGCCCCGAAUGUCACUGUCACUCGGCUUACCCUGGUUUGUGAGAGUGCUCCAGGACCAAUCACCAUGGACCUUACUGGGGAUCUUGAAGCUCUCAAAAAAGAAACUUUUGUGCUAAAGGAAGGUGUUGAGUAUAAAGUCAAAAUUAACUUCAAAGUGAACAAGGAUAUUGUGUCAGGCCUGAAAUAUGUUCAGCACACCUACCGGACUGGGGUGAAAGUGGAUAAAGCAACAUUUAUGGUUGGCAGCUAUGGGCCUCGGCCUGAGGAGUAUGAGUUCCUUACUCCAGUCGAGGAGGCUCCCAAGGGCAUGCUGGCCCGGGGCACAUACCACAACAAGUCCUUCUUCACCGACGAUGACAAGCACGACCACCUCACCUGGGAGUGGAACCUGUCCAUUAAGAAGGAUUGGACAGAAUGAGAACAUCUGCUUGUCCCUUUCCCUACCUUGCCACCUGGAAGAACCACGCCCAGCUGUGGUCAUCACCCUCUUUCUCCUCUCUGUCCACAGAUGGGUCCCUCUCCAACACUGCCCACAUUCCCUUUAGAUGCAUCUGAUCCCGCUUUGUCUCUCAAAGUGGUUCCUAGCACAACAGGCUUAAGACCAGGUUUCUGCCCUGCCUGUUUCCUCCCAUCCUCCAUCAGGGACAGAUCUUCCAUCUCAAUACACAAUCAUUUAAUGUUUCCCUCUCUUAUUUUCAUUUGAACAACUAGAGGCCAGGAAAUGGGCAAACUAUCACAAUAGUCCUUUUGACUUAGAUCACGGUAGUUCAUUCCCAUGCCUAGAUUAUUUUGUGGUUGUCACUGGCCCAAUGAAUCUCUAGUCAUAUCCCCUGCUAGAUGGGCUCUUCUUUCAUGGGAGACACUGUAAACAACACAAAAGAAUAAGAAUAAAACAA
Molecule: messenger RNA, 1134 nt
Organism: Carlito syrichta (Philippine tarsier)
Lineage: Eukaryota; Metazoa; Chordata; Mammalia; Primates; Tarsiidae
Gene: ARHGDIB
Product: Rho GDP dissociation inhibitor beta
Exons: 6
Coding region: 54-656 (200 amino acids)
Biological process (GO): Rho protein signal transduction
Cellular component (GO): membrane; cytoplasm; cytosol
Molecular function (GO): protein binding; Rho GDP-dissociation inhibitor activity
Source: RefSeq, a predicted model, not a curated record